This is a messenger RNA of Fragaria vesca subsp. vesca, 1724 nucleotides long. RefSeq names its product carboxyl-terminal-processing protease-like. The transcript is spliced from 12 exons. The record is from RefSeq and is a predicted model, not a curated record. Gene Ontology annotation, molecular function: serine-type peptidase activity; endopeptidase activity; protein binding. Lineage: Eukaryota; Viridiplantae; Streptophyta; Magnoliopsida; Rosales; Rosaceae. Gene Ontology annotation, biological process: proteolysis. The coding region runs from base 12 to 1532 and encodes 506 amino acids.
UUUGCCCAAACAUGGAUCUCAAACCAACACCUUGCUCACCUAUUUCGCCCAGAUUCCCAAAACCCACCUCACUUGUAACGCCCUCGCAUCGGUUUCCAUGCUCAGAUCGCAGUGUGAGCCUGAAAUGGAGAGUCAGCUGUGCUGCAAAGGCCAAAGCUCAUGAAAACACUAGUCAGGAACUCAUUGGGUCCAUUGGAAAAGGCUUUCUUGCGUUUUCUGUUGCCGCUGCUGCCAGUUUUUCUGUGUGUUUUGAUUCUCCGGCGAUGGCUGAGUCGUUGACCGUUGCUUUUCCGGUUUCUCGCACUACUGAGGUGAACUCAGUACAAAGAACUCUUGUGGAGGCUUGGGGUUUAAUUAGAGAAACAUUCGUAGACCCAACAUUUAAUCACCAAGAUUGGGAUCUUAAGUUGCAGCAAACAAUGGUUGAAAUGUUUCCUCUUAGGUCAGCGGAUGCAGCUUAUACGAAGAUCAGUGGAAUGCUUUCUACACUUGGUGAUCCCUUUACGAGGAUUAUUAGUCCAAAGGAAUAUCGAAGUUUUCAAAUUGGAAGCAAUGGAAAUUUACAAGGAGUUGGCCUUUUCAUAGGUACUGAACCGAGAACAGGCCAUCUGGUUGUUAUGUCUUGUGUAGAUGGUGGCCCAGCUGCUCGUGCUGGUAUUCAUGAGGGAGAUGAGUUGGUUGAAAUUGAUGGAGAGAAGCUUAAUGGUGUUGACACUGAAUUAGCAGUGCAGAAACUCAGAGGUCGAGUUGGAACAACUGUUACAGUAAAAGUUCACAGUGGCAAUGAUUUGGAAACUGAUGCUAGUGUAAGAGAGGUGAAACUACCUCGGGAGUUCAUUAAGCUUUCCCCUAUUUCAACCGCAACCAUCCCUCAUAGAACCCCAGAUGGACAUUUAACAAAGACGGGUUAUGUGAAGCUGUCAGCCUUCUCUCAGACUGCUGCAGCUGAUAUGGAAAAUGCUAUCAAGGAAAUGAAGAGUCAGGGUGUACAUUCGUAUAUACUGGAUUUGAGAAACAAUCCGGGGGGACUAGUGAAAGCCGGACUUGAUGUUGCCCAAAUUUGGCUGGAUGGGGAUGAAACUCUAGUGAAUACUGUUGAUCGGGAAGGAAACUUGUUACCAAUUAAUAUGGUAGAUGGGCAUGCUAUCACCCAUGAUCCACUUGUUGUGCUCGUAAAUGAGGGCAGCGCAAGUGCAAGUGAAAUCUUGGCAGGGGCACUGCAUGACAAUCGUCGAGCUACUCUUGUGGGUCACAGAACCUUUGGGAAAGGAAAAAUUCAGAGUGUCACUGAGUUGCAUGAUGGAUCGGCAUUAUUUGUCACGGUGGCAAAGUAUUUAUCGCCAGCGCUUCAUGACAUCGACCAGGUUGGCAUAGCUCCUGAUGUUCAAUGCACAACUGAAAUGCUCAGUUCUCCAAAGGAUUCAAUGUCGAAGAAGCAGAACAGCCCAGUUUCAUCUCUAGAAGCAGAUUCCUGUGUUUUGGUAGCAGAACAUGAAUUGGACAUUCAAGAGUCCAAAGGCACUGCUUCUUGAAGACAGGAUCUUAUCAUCUCUUGCAGUAAUUUAGUACGCGUAGUAUAUAAUAUAUAUAUAGAAAUUUAUGGUAGUUAUAGAUGUGAAAGAAAAUUGCAAUAGGGCAGGGUCUGCAUAUACUUGAGUAAUCUGUACAUGUUGUGCAUGGAAGUUAGAAGUAGAAUAUUAGUGUAUGAUCUACUGUUUGGAAAC